Condylostylus longicornis is the source of this 5100-nucleotide messenger RNA. RefSeq names its product F-box only protein 11 (gene FBXO11). NCBI's taxonomy places the organism in Eukaryota, Metazoa, Arthropoda, Insecta, Diptera, Dolichopodidae. The coding region runs from base 527 to 4144 and encodes 1205 amino acids. The transcript is spliced from 8 exons. Gene Ontology annotation, molecular function: protein binding; zinc ion binding. Gene Ontology annotation, biological process: regulation of apoptotic process; protein ubiquitination; ubiquitin-dependent protein catabolic process. The record is from RefSeq and is a predicted model, not a curated record.
UCAAGAUAAUUUUUGGUCGAAAAAGAAAUAAAAAAAUAAUCAUUUAUAAUUAAAAAAAAUAAUUAAUUAAGUUUAAUUAACGGUUAUUAAAUAUAGUUGAAAAGGAUAAAAGUAUUUUUUAGAAGUUUUAUACGUAGUAUAGAAUAAAAAUGUCUGAUUAAAAAUUUUUGUUUCAAUAAAAAAAAUAAGUAGCUUCUAAAUUUAUCAAUGUGUAUGUUUGUUUAAGUUAACACAAACAAAUAUUUUGGAUAUAUAAAUUCAGGAUUUUGUUUAGUUGCUUAAGUGGUAAUUUGAAUGAAGAAUAUUUUCGGAAAAAUGUUGAUGUGUUUGUAUGACAAAUCUUCGUACAAGAAAAAAUGGUGGUCCUGGAUGGAAUAAAACCAGUUUUUUGGCAUUUUUUUCUUUGUUUAAUUAAAUUGAUUCGUUUAAAAGAAAAGUCUUAAUUAUUAUAAGAUUAAUUAAGUCAUUAUUAAUAAAGUAAAAUAUAAGUUUAGUAAAGUACUUCAAAAAUAUAGAGAUUUAAAAGAUGCCGAGUGCUUCGUUUACAUCUUCAAGAUCUUAUGUUCGUCGAUCAAGAAGAAAGGGUGGGAACCGUAUAGCUUUGCCAUCAAGAGCUUCUGCUAAUAUGUUAGAGCCAAACUUGCAGCAAAAUCUUCCUAACAAUAAUCCAUCAACAUCUAGUAGUAACACUUCUGACAUAAAUAAUUUAUCACUAUCUAGCGCAGCGUCAAAUUUAUCAGAUGUAGCAUGUACAGCAUCUACUUCAAGUAACAACACAAAUAUAAAUUCCGAAAUACAGAAUCCAAUACUUUCAAACUUGAUGUCAACUUCGCCAACGGGAAACAAUAAAUCAAAUGAAAAUCUUAUUACCCCGCCUCAAUUACAAUCAAACUAUAGAACAAUUUCAUCCUUAUCAACAACGGUGUCAUCAAAUGCCAUUAUUGGCAGUAGUAAUAUUAAUACAUGCCAGUCUAUCUCAUUAAAUAACCAAAAUAAUGAAAGCACUAAUUUAAGUUUAUCAUCGUCCACUUCUGGAAGUGCGUGUACUGUUAAUUCUAUUUCAAGUAUAACAUGUAAUAAUAGCACUGAUAACUCUAGUAGUGCUAAUAAUAGUGUAAAUCCCACCUGCUCUUUAGCUUCAGCAAAUUCUAACGUAGCAUCAUCACAUUCUGGAGGUUCUUCGUCACCACAAUCUUGUAACACAGCACCAUCUACCACUGCGGCAACCGCCACUUCGUCAACUUCAUCGUUAACCGGAUGUAGUCAUCAAUCGCCAUAUGAUCUGCGACGCAAAAUCAAUCAUGAUUCUUUUUGGUGCAAUUCAAACGGCAAUAGUAGUAAUUCUAGUAGUUCAUCCAAUGGUGCCAAUGCAACAGGAAACAGUGCUUGCUUAAAUCCUAAUGGGAUAAAUUUAACAUCAGCUUCGACGUCUGGCAAUGCGCAUUAUAGUAUUCAGUGUGAUGAUAGUUGUUAUAUGCUUCCAGCUAGAAAGCGUCCCCGACGCAUGUAUACAUCAAGCAGCACAAUGAUAACAGGAGCCUCAACUGCCGCCUCAGCAACAUCAUUAGAUAUUUGUAGUCCUACAGCUGCACAUUAUUUGCAAUAUGAAAUGCCCGAUGAGGUUUUACUAACUAUAUUUUCCUACUUGUUAGAGCAAGAUUUAUGUAGAUUAUCUUUAGUUUGUAAACGAUUUAACACAAUUGCUAAUGACACUGAAUUGUGGAAAAGACUAUAUCAGUCUGUUUAUGAAUAUGAUAUGCCAUUGUUUAAUCCAAAAAUUUGUGAAUUUUUAUUUAUAAAACCAGACGAAUCUGAAUAUGCAAAUCCAUGGAAAGAAAGUUUUCGUCAACUCUACAGAGGAAUUCAUGUUAGGCAAGGUUACCAAGAUAAAAAAUUUAAAGGUAGAAAUAUACUGCAUUUUAAUACUAUACAAGCUGCGCUGGACUACCCAGAAGAAAGAAAUUUAAGUAGUACUUCUAACAAUAGUGUAGCACUAAAUGCAGCAGCAAUAAUGGGAGUUGCUGCGGCAGGGGGUGCAGCUGCUGCAUUGUUGGUAGGUGCGGCUAAUGGAGGUGGUGGUGGAGGCGCUGCUGCUGCUGCAGCUGCCGUUGCUGGUCCAGUAGCUGGAGAACGUGCUCCUAGUAACUUGUCUGGCAUAAACCAAUCAAAUUCAGCCAAUGGAUUUGAUGAUCUAUCUAAUUCUGAAACAAAUGGAAACUUAAUAUUUUUACACGCAGGCCAUUAUAGAGGAGAGUUUUUGUUCAUAGAUUCUGAUGUAGCGUUGAUUGGUGCAGCAUCAGGUAAUGUUGCCGAAUCUGUCGUCUUGGAACGCGAGUCAGGAUCGACUGUAAUGUUUGUAGAAGGAGCUAAACAAGCUUAUGUUGGAUAUAUGACAUUGAAAUUUUCACCAGAUGUGACUUCAACAGUUUCACAUCAUAAACAUUAUUGCUUAGAAAUCAGCGAGAAUUGUAGUCCUACAGUUGAUAAUUGCAUUAUUCGUAGUACAUCAGUCGUAGGCGCUGCUGUAUGUGUUGGUGGCGUUGGUGCUAAUCCUGUUAUCAAAAAUUGCGAUAUUAGUGAUUGUGAAAAUGUUGGUUUAUACGUGACAGACUAUGCUCAAGGAACAUACGAACAUAACGAAAUCAGCCGAAAUGCUUUGGCCGGAAUAUGGGUAAAGAAUUUCGCAAGCCCAAUAAUGAGAGAAAAUCACAUACACCAUGGUCGAGACGUUGGUAUUUUUACCUUCGAAAAUGGAAUGGGUUACUUUGAGAAAAACGACAUUCAUAAUAAUAGAAUUGCAGGGUUUGAAGUAAAAGCAGGUGCUAAUCCGACUGUAGUAAAAUGUGAAAUUCAUCAUGGUCAAACUGGUGGAAUAUACGUACACGAAAACGGUUUAGGGCAAUUCAUUGAAAACCGAAUACAUUCUAAUAAUUUUGCAGGAGUUUGGAUAACUUCAAAUAGCAAUCCAACUAUUCGAAAAAAUGAAAUAUAUAAUGGUCAUCAAGGGGGCGUAUACAUUUUUGGGGAAGGAAGGGGAUUGAUUGAACACAAUAAUAUAUAUGGAAAUGCUUUGGCUGGAAUUCAAAUUCGCACAACAAGUGAUCCUAUAGUGAGGCAUAAUAAGAUUCACCAUGGUCAACAUGGUGGAAUAUAUGUUCAUGAAAAAGGGCAAGGUCUAAUUGAAGAAAAUGAAGUUUAUUCUAACACACUUGCAGGUGUUUGGAUUACAACAGGAAGUACUCCAGUGUUACGCAGAAAUAGAAUACAUUCUGGGAAACAAGUUGGGGUUUAUUUUUAUGACAAUGGGCACGGAAAACUAGAAGAUAACGAUAUAUUUAAUCAUUUGUACUCUGGAGUACAAAUUCGUACCGGAAGCAACCCAGUUAUAAGAGGUAAUAAAAUCUGGGGAGGACAAAAUGGAGGAGUUUUGGUUUACAACGGUGGAUUAGGUCUUCUUGAACAAAAUGAGAUAUUUGAUAAUGCCAUGGCAGGUGUCUGGAUCAAAACCGAUUCAAAUCCAACAUUGAAACGCAAUAAAAUUUAUGAUGGUCGUGAUGGAGGAAUAUGUAUUUUCAAUGGAGGAAAAGGAAUUCUUGAAGAUAAUGACAUUUUUCGAAAUACCCAAGCUGGAGUUUUGAUAUCAACUCAGUCUCAUCCAAUUUUAAGAAGAAAUAGAAUAUUUGACGGCUUAGCUGCAGGUGUAGAAAUAACUAACAAUGCUACAGCAACUUUAGAACAUAAUCAAAUUUUUAGUAAUAAAUUUGGAGGUCUGUGUCUAGCAAGUGGUGUCCAACCAAUAGUUAGGGGUAAUAAAAUUUUUAAUAAUCAGGAUGAAGUAGAAAAGGCUGUCUCUGGAGGACAGUGCUUGUAUAAAAUCAGCAGUUAUACAUCAUUUCCAAUGCAUGAUUUCUAUAGAUGUCAAACGUGCAAUACAACAGAUCGUAAUGCCAUUUGUGUUAAUUGUAUUAAGAAUUGUCACGCUGGCCAUGACGUUGAAUUUAUUCGGCAUGACAGGUUUUUCUGCGAUUGUGGUGCUGGCACCUUAACAAAUCAAUGCCAGUUACAGGGGGAACCUACUCAAGAUACAGACACUUUAUAUGAUUCGGCAGCACCAAUGGAAUCUCAUACACUGAUGGUAAACUAGGGUCUUGUUAUUUUUAUAAUUCUGUGUUAAUAGAUAUUAAUAUUUUUUAAACAUAAAAAUAAUAAAACCCUUUUAAAUUAUUAUUUAUUGAAAAAUAAAAUAAUUAUAAAAGUUUAGUAUUUCUCAUUCAAUAAUAUAAUUAUGUAAAAUAUAGUAUAGAAAUUUAAAUAUAAAAGCUGUAAUCUUAAUGAGAUUAAAGUAAGUUAAAUUGUUUUAACUUUAUCCAGUUCAAAAUUUACGAAGGAAUUUCAAGUACACAUAAAUAUUUGAAAAAUUCUACCAAUUUUUGAUUUAAAGUAAAUAAUUUUAAAGCUACAUAGAGAAAUUAAAACAUAAAUUUGACUUAGUUUAUUCUCAUUGUGUGGCAGCUUUUUAACUAAACUAAAAACAUUAAAUAGAUAACUUACUCUUAAAAUAUGUUUAAAAUGUUUUCAAAAUUAUUUGAUUUCCAAAUUUGUAUACAGUAAGAAUUAUAUUGAUUUAUUUAAAAAAAACAAGGAAAUUAACAUAAAUUUAAAAUAAACCUUUUUCUUAUUCAGAAGCUAUUUAUCAAAAACUUAGGAAAACCAAACUUAUACACACAUGCACAUACAUAUAAAUAUAUGUACGUAUGUAUGUAUGUAUGUAUAUAAUAACAAUGGUAACAUUAUAUUGAAAAAUUUUUAAUUCUUAACAAUAUAUUAAAAAAUUACAAAAUUAUAGAACUCAAAUGUAAAAUUGACCAAUUGUCUUGAAAAUAUUUGAAUUAACAGUUUACUUUUAAGGAACGACAAAUAAUUGAAGGAUUAAUUUCAGAAAAAUAUAUUUAAGCUUACGACUGUUUUACAUUCUUAAUUUUUAAAAUAUUUGAUCAAAACACAAUAGUUUUUUUAAAUAAAUUGCUAAUCUAACAUCUGUAAUUUGUUCAUUAUCAAGUGUGCUAAAAAAAGAACAAACCACAAUUUUAAUGAUUCUAA